UCUACUUGAACAAACUUCUUGCAGAUGGGCGCAACACCAGCAUAAUUAGACCCUCACACUUCAUAUCUUCACUCGGCAGUAUAACCAUAUCUAACAUCUCUUACUGCGCGCUCUUGCGCCUCCGCUGUCAACAUGACACUCCUCAUUCUCACCGAAACCUCUGCUGGUUACGCUCUGCUCAAGGCCAAAGACAAGAAACUGCUCAAGCGGGAUGAUCUGGUCGCCGAACUCACUGGUGUUGAGAAGGUCACUUCUCAACUCAAACUGAAAGAAUUCCAGAAAUUCGACAGUGCUGCCGCCGCGUUGGAAGAGGCUGCCGCCAUCGUGGAGGGCAAAAUCACACCCAAGCUUGCGUCUCUACUCGACUCCCUGAAAGACGAGAAGAAAUUGUCUUUGGCAGUUGCAGACCCAAAGCUAGGCAAUGCCAUUGGCAAACUCCCAGGCCUUGACAUCAAGGCUAUUGCCGACUCGACGACCGCCGACCUCUACCGCGCUGUUCGCGAACACCUCCCCUCCCUGAUUCCCGGCCUAUUACCCGAAGACGUCAAGACCAUGUCUCUAGGUCUCUCCCACUCACUCGCACGCCACAAACUCAAGUUUUCUCCCGACAAGAUCGAUGUCAUGAUUGUCCAAGCCAUUGGUCUUUUGGAUGAUCUGGACAAGGAGCUCAACACAUAUGCCAUGAGAGUCAAGGAAUGGUAUGGUUGGCAUUUCCCGGAAAUGGCCAAGAUCCUCAAUGACAACCUCGCAUAUGCCAAAGUGGUGCUCAAAAUGGGGAUGCGGACAAAUUGGGAACAAAGUGAUUUGGCAGAGAUCCUUCCUGAGGAGAUUGAGGCUGCGGUCAAGGCUGCAGCGGAUCGUUCAAUGGGAACGGAAAUCACAGAGGAAGAUCUCGAGAAUAUCCAGAGCCUGGCAGACCAGGUCGUCCAGUUCACCGAGUAUCGAACCCAACUAGCAAGCUAUCUGUCCGCCCGGAUGUCUGCCAUCGCGCCCAACUUGACAGCGCUUGUGGGUGAGCUGGUGGGAGCUCGGCUUAUUGCUCAUGCUGGUAGCUUGAUGAACCUCUCCAAGAGCCCCGCCAGUACCAUCCAAAUUCUCGGCGCGGAAAAGGCGCUUUUCCGAGCCCUCAAGACAAAACAUGAUACCCCAAAGUACGGUCUGUUGUACCACGCCUCACUGAUCGGACAGGCGACCGGCAAGAACAAGGGCAAGAUGGCCCGCAUCCUUGCCGCUAAAGCGGCCUUGGGUCUCAGAGUGGACGCUUUGCAUGACUGGGGCGCGGACGAGGCGAACAUUCCCGAAGACGAAAAAGCUGCUCUUGGCUUGGAAGCAAGAAACAAUCUGGAACGCAAACUUGCUGCAAUCGAAGGCAAGCCGUUGAAGCCUCGUGGUGUUGGGAUAGCACCAAAUGGAGUAGCCGCAACACCACAACCCAAGAAAUGGGAGAUCAAGGAGGCGCGGAAAUACAACCCUGAUGCAGACGGUCUAGCUGGAGACGAAGCGCCUGCCAAGAAGGAGAAGAAAUCCAAAAAGCAGCUGAUCGAAGAGGUCAAGGCGGACGAUGCCGAAGAAAGCGAUGCCGAGUCUGAGGAAGGAGAGUCACAGCCCGACGAACCAAUCGACUCAGAUGAAGCGGCGGCUAUUGUUCCCGCCAGCGUGAACGGCGUCAAUGGAACAUCUGACAAGUCGUCAUCAAAGAAAAAGUCCAAGGACUCGAAGAAAGCUAGCGGGGAGAAGCGAAGUGUAGAAGAGCUUGCCAAACUGGCUGGACUGAGCGUGGAGCGAUACAACCGUAAACUCGAGCGCGGGGAGAUUGAAUUCAGCAAAGAUGGCAUUCCGUCGUCCAUUUCCAAGAAGGAUAUCAAGAAGGCCAAGAAGGCUGCCGCAAAGGCUGCGUCGGCCCAGUCCAAUGGCGAGCAAGAUGGGACCAAGAAGCGGAAGAGAAGCGAGGAGGACGGGGAGACAGCAAAGGCAGACAAGAAGAAGAAGCGGAAAGAAAAGGCAUGAGCAUGAGACGAUGGAUCAGCCGUCUAUGUUGUCUAUGUUAAAUGCCAUGUUCUGGAGUUUCUGAAUGUAUCUGCAUGGCGUCGGCGGACGGAGUUACUGGGUGGUUCUCGGUCGAGGAGCAAAAUGUAUCAAUCCAAGUCUACCCACCAGGCGGGAGGGGUGGAGGUUGAGAUGGUCAGAUGGACGGUCGAUGAAGGCCGAACAAGUGUCACAUUGUAUUGAGACCUGCACAUGAAAAGGAUACAAAUCCUAGCUGAUGGAUAGUAAUUGAUGCCGUUGGCCUGAUUUGAGA
Exophiala mesophila is the source of this 2299-nucleotide messenger RNA. Its product is annotated as nucleolar protein 58. Gene Ontology annotation, cellular component: small-subunit processome; box C/D methylation guide snoRNP complex. Lineage: Eukaryota; Fungi; Ascomycota; Eurotiomycetes; Chaetothyriales; Herpotrichiellaceae. Bases 133 to 2007 code for a protein of 624 amino acids. Gene Ontology annotation, molecular function: snoRNA binding. The transcript has a single exon. The record is from RefSeq and is a predicted model, not a curated record.